AUGAUAAGAGAAAAGAGGGAAUUAUUUAGAGUUUAAAUAAGAAAGGAAAAGAAUGAACAAAUAUUCACUAAAAAAAGAACCAACAUCACUCAGCCAAUCCCCUUAGAUUUCCCAAAAGUCGAUUAUGAUCAAUUGAUUUCUAAAACAAAUCUCCCUCAAUGUUUAGAUAACAUAGACUAAUUCUUGACUUCAAAAAUGAAUAUUGAUCCUUAAAUUAUCUAGGCUCUAAUGUACAUUCAUUAUAUAAAAAAAGACCUGGAGCCUAAAUCGCUUUUGAUUUAUUAUAAUAUUUCCCAUACGAGAGCUCUAAAUUUUUAACUAAUUUCACUUAUCAUAUGAAUCGAGAAUAGAUGAUCCAAUUGUUAAGUCAAAGUCAAAUUGUGAAUCUGAAUAAUCUGCUGAAUGGCAGUUCAGAGGAAUUAAAAGAAAAUGUAAUACCAUCAUUCUUAAACUACCUUAGCUAACCAAAAUCAUAUGCAAUUUUAUAGUUGAACUAAAUUCAGAGGAAGCCUUAAAAUUGGCUCAAAGUCUGUAGCUACUAAGCAAUAUAUACUAUAGUUACACUACUCAUGGAUGCAAUGAAAGAUUAAGUAUGAAUUACCUCAGAAUCAUUGCUCACCUUUUCUUCAAUAACUAUAAAGAACAUAAUAUGGAAUACAUAUUAGAAAUAAUAGAUAACAUCUCCUAAUCCACUGUAGAUGAUGACCUUAAAUUGCAAUCUUUCAAAACGAUGAGAGCAAUUAUAGGAUCAUAUCAUAUCAACCAAUUUGAGAUUGUUAAUCAAUUUGAUAAAUUUUUAAUCAUUGAAGAUGGCUUGUCUGCUUUCAAUGCUAUCCUUUAAGAAUAGAAAGUUACAGAGUUAGGCAUAUAGGCCUUAAAAAUGUUUAAUAUAAUGCUACAAAAAAAUAAGCAAUUGAUGAAGGUAAAGCAUUUAACAUAUGAAGCUUCUUCUAGAAAAAUAUAGCCUAUUAACAUUUUAUGGUAAUGCUCUGUCUUCUAAUCUUAAUCUCGAUAAAACAAUAAUUAAAUUAAUUUAUGAAGGGUUCUAAUUAAUUAUUGAAGAUGAUAAUAAUUUUGUUUUAAAUGAGUAAGAUCUAUGUUUUGAAAAAAUUGUAACUUAAGUUUAAGUCUAUAAUAAAAAAAAUAAAGUAUACACUCUAGUUAAUUUAGGAAUUUCCAUCCAAUACUUGUAGCUUGAUUACUUAACUGUUAAAAUCUAGGUACAAAGAGUAAACCAUAAUUGAGUUCCCAAUCUUCAAAUUAAUUAGUGAAUUCUAUUAGAGUGAAAAGCAAUUGAUCACGAUAGAUGAUUAUUUGUUUAUUGCAUUUACAGUUCUAUAAACUGGCGAAAGUAUUAACUAAUUUAAUAAUUAGUGAUAUACCCAGAUCGUUAUGUUGGAGAAUUUUUAAAAUACCAAGGAGAGUCCAUUAUUUAAGACAUUUAAAAAAAUACAAAUGACUUUGAGCACAUGUAACUAAUUGAUGAAAUCAUAAAAAUGGCUGAGUAUGAUGAUGAAGUAGAUUUUUAUCAUUGAAUUUAAUAUAUUUUUAAAUGAUGUAUUUAAGCAAUAAAUGAAAUUUAAAAAUGUUUAGAUAAGGAUCUUAAAUCAUAGGUAAUAAUUAUCACUAUGAUUGAUCCUUACUUAAUUUUAAUUAUUAUUUCAUAAAUUAAAAGAAGUGUAAUAACUGAUAUUGAAAAUUGAAUUACUGAAUAAUAAAUUCAAGUAGUAUUUAGGAAAACAUAGNGAAUGGCAGUUCAGAGGAAUUAAAAGAAAAUGUAAUACCAUCAUUCUUAAACUACCUUAGCUAACCAAAAUCAUAUGCAAUUUUAUAGUUGAACUAAAUUCAGAGGAAGCCUUAAAAUUGGCUCAAAGUCUGUAGCUACUAAGCAAUAUAUACUAUAGUUACACUACUCAUGGAUGCAAUGAAAGAUUAAGUAUGAAUUACCUCAGAAUCAUUGCUCACCUUUUCUUCAAUAACUAUAAAGAACAUAAUAUGGAAUACAUAUUAGAAAUAAUAGAUAACAUCUCCUAAUCCACUGUAGAUGAUGACCUUAAAUUGCAAUCUUUCAAAACGAUGAGAGCAAUUAUAGGAUCAUAUCAUAUCAACCAAUUUGAGAUUGUUAAUCAAUUUGAUAAAUUUUUAAUCAUUGAAGAUGGCUUGUCUGCUUUCAAUGCUAUCCUUUAAGAAUAGAAAGUUACAGAGUUAGGCAUAUAGGCCUUAAAAAUGUUUAAUAUAAUGCUACAAAAAAAUAAGCAAUUGAUGAAGGUAAAGCAUUUAACAUAUGAAGCUUCUUCUAGAAAAAUAUAGCCUAUUAACAUUUUAUGGUAAUGCUCUGUCUUCUAAUCUUAAUCUCGAUAAAACAAUAAUUAAAUUAAUUUAUGAAGGGUUCUAAUUAAUUAUUGAAGAUGAUAAUAAUUUUGUUUUAAAUGAGUAAGAUCUAUGUUUUGAAAAAAUUGUAACUUAAGUUUAAGUCUAUAAUAAAAAAAAUAAAGUAUACACUCUAGUUAAUUUAGGAAUUUCCAUCCAAUACUUGUAGCUUGAUUACUUAACUGUUAAAAUCUAGGUACAAAGAGUAAACCAUAAUUGAGUUCCCAAUCUUCAAAUUAAUUAGUGAAUUCUAUUAGAGUGAAAAGCAAUUGAUCACGAUAGAUGAUUAUUUGUUUAUUGCAUUUACAGUUCUAUAAACUGGCGAAAGUAUUAACUAAUUUAAUAAUUAGUGAUAUACCCAGAUCGUUAUGUUGGAGAAUUUUUAAAAUACCAAGGAGAGUCCAUUAUUUAAGACAUUUAAAAAAAUACAAAUGACUUUGAGCACAUGUAACUAAUUGAUGAAAUCAUAAAAAUGGCUGAGUAUGAUGAUGAAGUAGAUUUUUAUCAUUGA
This is a messenger RNA of Paramecium octaurelia, 2881 nucleotides long. Lineage: Eukaryota; Ciliophora; Oligohymenophorea; Peniculida; Parameciidae. The record is from the annotation of a GenBank genome assembly.